AACGCUAAGGCCACUUUGGUGGUGACGGUGUUGAGGGUCGCUUCUUUGCUCGUCGGGGACGGAGCAAGGAGGCUAGUUAUUCCGGGCGGUCGCCUCGAGACUCUCGGCCCGCGGAGUUUGUUUGGAUUUAAUCUCGAGGUUGCAGGCACCCGCCCGCCUGCGGGCCUCGCGGGGCCGAGAGGGAAGCACCGGUGCCUGUGGCCGGCGCCUGCCGAGUCCCCGACGCUCGCCCGUCCGCGCCGCUGCCCGUGGCGGUCGCGUCUCGGAACCGCGGGGUCGUGUUUGUGUUUGACCCGCGGGCGCUGGCGGCGUGGCACGCGGCUGAAGCCGGUGCCAGCGGGGCGGGGCCCGGCGCAGCGGAGGCGGAGGAAGACGGAGCGGGAGUCCGGGCAGGCCCGGCGGCGCCAUGGAACUGGGCCCGGAGCCCCCUCACCGCCGCCGCCUGCUCUUCUCCUGCAGCCCCACUCCUGCUCCGCAGCCCACGGGGAAGGCGCUGUUUAGCGCGUCGGCUGCUGGCGGACUGUCCCCUGUCACCAACCUGACGGUCUCCAUGGACCAGCUGGAAGGGCUGGGCAGUGAGUGUGAGAAGCCAAUGGAGGUGAGAAACAACAGCAGUCUACAGAGAAUGGGCUCCUCUGAAUCGACAGAUUCAGGUUUCUGUCUAGAUUCUCCUGGGCCCUUGGACAGUAAAGAAAACCUUGAAAUUUCCCUCAGGAGAAUACAUUCCUUACCUCAGAAACUCUUGGGUUGUAGCCCAGCGCUAAAGAGGAGCCAUUCUGAUUCACUAGACCAUGACAUCUUUCAGCUCAUCGAUCAGGAUGAAAAUAAGGAAAAUGAAGCAUUUGAAUUUAAAAAGCCUGUAAGACCUGCAUCUCGUGGCUGCCUCAGUGUUCAUGUACAUGAGGAAAAUAAAGAUCUCUUCACAUACAGGCAGAACUCAGCCCCAGCUCGUAUGCUCUCUUCAAAUGAAGGUGAAAGCAGUGAGUCUGGAAACUUCAGUCCUCUUUUUACAUCCCAGUCACCUGUGAAAGCCACUUUGUCUGAUGAGGAUGAUGGCUUCAUAGAUCUUCUGGAUGGAGAGAAUCUAAAGAAUGAUGAAGAGACCCCUUCAUGCAUGGCAAGCCUCUGGACAGCUCCCCUUGUCAUGAGAAGACCUACAAACCUUGGCAAUCGGUGCAGGCUGUUCGACUCCCCUUCCCCGUGCAGCUCCAGCAGCAGCUCCAGCACUCGGUCCCUUUUGAAGAGAACAGAACGAUCUCAUGCUGAAGAGUCUCCUCGAAGAAGCACGAAGCGGAGGAAAAGUGUGUCCAGUCCUGUCAAAACAGAUGUUAUAGAGCCAACCCAGGAGGUUAGUUGUGCAAGCUCUCUAAACAUUUCUACUUGAUGGUCCUAUCCUUUGAACGGCAUUCUUAAACUUUCACAUUCCCCUAAAUAUCUUCUGUUUCCUUUUUUAAAGGGUUAUCUCUUCCAUACGGUCUCUGGGAAGCAUCAAGAUUUGAAAUAUAUUUCUCCAGAAAUUAUGGCAUCUGUUUUGAAUGGCAAGUUUGCCAAUCUCAUUAAAGAGUUUGUUAUUAUUGACUGCCGAUACCCAUAUGAAUAUGAAGGAGGUCACAUCAAGGGUGCUGUGAACUUGCACAUGGAAGAAGAGGUUGAGGACUUCUUGCUCAAGAAGCCUAUCGUGCCUUCCGAUGGCAAGCGUGUCAUUGUCGUGUUCCACUGUGAGUUUUCUUCUGAAAGAGGCCCUCGCAUGUGUCGAUAUGUGAGAGAAAGAGAUAGGCUUGGCAAUGAAUACCCCAAACUCCACUACCCUGAGCUGUAUGUCCUAAAGGGGGGAUACAAGGAGUUCUUCCUGAAAUGUCAGUCCCACUGUGAGCCCCCCAGUUACCGACCAAUGCACCAUGAAGACUUUAAAGAAGACCUCAAGAAGUUCCGCACCAAGAGUCGGACCUGGGCGGGGGAAAAGAGCAAAAGAGAGAUGUACAGUCGCCUGAAGAAGCUCUGAAGCCAGGCAGUGGCGGCCUAAGCUUCCCUCUGCCCCUUCCCUUUCCCUUUGCUACAGAACAGGAAGCAAAGGAGCCAGCUGUUGUACGUGGAGAACAACCUGGGCCUUCCAUGUCUUAAACCUAUCUCCUACACUCCAGGUUGUAGCCCAGGGCAUCCUAUUGUUAUGCUCUUUUGUCCUAUAAGACUCCUUCCUUGUCAGGACUGUCUGCCAAAGCUGGACCUGCCACAGCGCAGACCGGAGUCUAUAGUCUAGAGCGCCACGUCAAUCUGCUCUGACAGCAUCCCAUGAAGAAGUAGCAGGGGCCUUAUUGGGUGGACCCUGGCCUCCUGUCGUGCAGGGAGAGAAGUGGCAAACAGAAGUGCUGCUGGCCAAAUACCAAAGAUAGGCUGGAAGAGGUCCUCGUGGAUGACCCAUAACUUUAAUUUAUUCAGCUUCAUCAAUUGUUUUAUUUUUAUUUUUUUAUUUUUUAUUCCUCAAGACUUACUUUACUGCUUCAUUGAGUCAAAAUACUGCCAUUCUAGGUAGAGUUUUAUCAUCCCAGGAACUACCUCUGCUUUUAAUUUAAAAAAGAAAAGAAAAGAAAGAAAAUGGGGCAGGGAUAAGAAAAGGUAAACCUGUUGUUGUGGACAGCGCUAGGAGCUCAGUCACCCCUAGGAGGCGCUGUGGACUGGGAUUGCUGCUACUCAAAGUCAAGGACUGAGAUACUGGUAAGAGCCUGCACCAGAUCCAGGCUUGGCUACAGGACAUAAGCUAACCUUCCCAGGCCUACCUCUGUCCUUUGUGAUCUCCUUGGGAAAGUUUUGUCUCCACUCUCCUCGCCCCAGGUCCCCAGGAUAGUGGCUGGUAUCGGAGUCACAAGAAAGCACUUCAAGGAGCUUCCAUCUGGCCACCCCCAGGCCAGUGCUGGAAUGCUGUAGUGUAGGUACCCCAAGGUGAGAGUGGGAAGGGAUGAGUGGAGACCACAGAGUUAGGGAGGAGCAUGCCCACUGAAUGUCCUUUAAAAAAAAAAAAAAGUCAUUUUAGGAGUUGAGUAUCAAAUCAGUGUUGGGUGGGCACCCAAGGAUGCGGGGGGCCCAGGCCAUUAGGUGGAAGGAGUGGGCCACGGCCUACAGAUGACUGUAGAAUUUCUCAGGAGGGAGUGUGGUGAAUUUGAAUUAAAAUGUUCUGGGUUUAUCAUGUUUUGAUUUGAGGGACAGGGAGUCAUGAGUCACCCAAGUUACCCCCUUAAUCUAACCCCGUGGAAGUGAGGGUCUUGAGGAGCUGUGCAGCCUGUGUGGUGCCUGUUCAUCAACGUUCUCAGGUACCAGUCUCCCGGUCAUCUUUGCUCCUCUGGGCUCUAGCCAGGUUUUUCUUAGGGAAAGUCUCCCCUCUUACCUCUGCUUUCUCUUCUGGGGGUGGGGAGGGAAUCAAUGAUACUAAAUAUGGCUAGUUGCUUUGUUAUGGGUUUGAGUCACAUUUGGCUAUAAAACAAAUCUUGUUGGAAAUGUGUGGGGAACAAGGGAGUGAGCAGCCUCUUCCCAAUUUUGAAAUAUGUCCCGAUUGAUCUCUGGUCUGGUUUGUAGAGAUUCUGUUAGUUAAAUGCUGUAAGGAGAAUGGCUUUUUGGAUUGUACUGGCUUAGCUAGCAUUGUUAACCAACUGUUGCAGGCUCUGCAAAUAAAAGUGAUCUUGAACCCA
This is a messenger RNA of Microtus ochrogaster (prairie vole), 3680 nucleotides long. RefSeq names its product cell division cycle 25A (gene Cdc25a). Gene Ontology annotation, biological process: G2/M transition of mitotic cell cycle; positive regulation of G2/MI transition of meiotic cell cycle; protein dephosphorylation. The transcript has 14 exons. Gene Ontology annotation, cellular component: cytoplasm; nucleus. Lineage: Eukaryota; Metazoa; Chordata; Mammalia; Rodentia; Cricetidae. Gene Ontology annotation, molecular function: protein tyrosine phosphatase activity. The record is from RefSeq and is a predicted model, not a curated record.